CUCUUCUCUAUCAUUUUUCAAGAUGGUUAACGUCCCCAAGACCAGAAACACCUACUGCAAGGGCAAGACCUGCAAGAAGCACACUGCCCACAAGGUCUCGCAGUACAAGACCGGCAAGGCUUCGCUCUUCGCUCAGGGAAAGCGUCGUUACGAUAGAAAGCAGUCCGGUUAUGGUGGUCAGACCAAGCCCGUCUUCCACAAGAAGGCCAAGACCACCAAGAAGGUUGUCCUUCGUUUGGAGUGCCAGGUCUGCAAGUACAAGCACCAGAUCGCCUUGAAGCGCUGCAAGCACUUCGAGCUUGGUGGUGACAAGAAGCAGAAGGGCCAGGCUCUUACUUUCUAAAUUAUCGAAAGUAUCAUCGCUCCUGUGUGCAUUCUGUAUUUUAUCUCGCAAUAAAACCUGGAUUGACACCGCUUA
Molecule: messenger RNA, 418 nt
Organism: Gamsiella multidivaricata
Lineage: Eukaryota; Fungi; Mortierellomycota; Mortierellomycetes; Mortierellales; Mortierellaceae
Product: zinc-binding ribosomal protein
Exons: 4
Coding region: 23-343 (106 amino acids)
Biological process (GO): translation
Cellular component (GO): cytosolic large ribosomal subunit; ribosome
Molecular function (GO): structural constituent of ribosome
Source: RefSeq, a predicted model, not a curated record